AUGGAGGAUCUCACCCCCGAGAAGAAAGCCCAGCUCCACGAGGUGAGGGACCUCAUGCUGGAAAUCUACCAGACCCUCGUGCGCAUGCGCUACCUCAAGCCCGGCUGGAUCCAGGAAGGCCCGCACGACCUGGACUCCCACAAGAGAUUCCACGAGUCUCUCGACCUGGACCCUUCCAUCCAGUACCUGUACCGCAUCCUGCCCUACGUCCACAACCGCCACUUGGCCUUCUUCCAGGGCAGCGUCUUUGCCGACUUUCGAGACAAGGACACGACCAUAACUUGCACGAGCGCGUACUCCUCCACCGGCAACGUCCUGUCCAGCGCCAACGAUGGGACCGGUGACGGGAGCGCCGCGCAGGUCCAAGAUGGCCAGGGUACACCUACGCGGGAUGCCUCUCCGUCAUCACCAGAACCACGGGCUGCAGCAGCCGGGCAUCAUGAUGCGGACGACGGCCACUCCUCGCAUAGCGAAGGAGAUGGCACAGACCAAAGCGACCAGGAAAUGGAGGACACGGAAGCCGAGUCCGUCGACGACGACGACGAGGAAGACGAGGAAGGCGACGAGGACAUGGACGGCGAGGACGAAGACUGGAGCUCCGCUGACGAAGACGACGAAGAAAUCAACGGCGAAGCCUACAACCUCGGCAACGGCCGCCCCGCCCCCGACGUCCUCCGCGACAUCAUCCUCUGGUUCAAGAGCCUCGACGAGUUCCCGAGCGGCGAGCACGCCGGCCCCGGCUGGGAGCUCGAAGACGUCGCCCCGCUCUACCGCAAGCACGGCUGGCCCGGCGACGACUUCGACGGCGACGCCUUCGAGAUCGACCACGCCCGCCUCGACGCCACCUCCCGCAUCCUGUCGCACGCCGGCCACGUCCCCGAGCGGAUCCAGGCCCUCCAGGGCUCCUUCAUCCCCUACCAGAAACAAGGGCUCGAGACCGUGCGCGCCCGCCUCGCUACCGCCUCGACCCCCGAGGAAGAGUGGGCCGCCCGCUGGGAACUCUUUCGCGACGAGCGCCGCCUCCAGCACAUGCAAGCUGAGCUCGCCGACCUCGAGGCCACGACCGCGCGGCUCAACCUCAACGAGCAGCUCUUACCCCCGCACGAGGCCCGGGGUAAGCUGGCCCAGUUUCGCGGGGAGCUGGAGAAGUCCGACUCCCAGUAUAGCCGGGCGUACUGCGAAGACAUGAUUGCCGAGAGCGAGGAGGCGAUCCGCCUCCACGAAGGCGCCAUCGCCCUGGCCGAGGCUGAUGCGAAGCGCCUCGCGCCUUCCGGGGCCGGCGACGCCGUCACGUCCGAGAAUGGCCUAGGCGUUAUUAAAAGCCUCGGGCCGACGGAUUGGCGCGCGGACCUCGAGGGCAAGCUCAGAGAGGAGAGGGCUACUCAUGAAGCGUACGCGGCUUGGCUGGCCGAUAUGCCUGAUGAGGUGCCCCAGGCCAAGGCCAAGGUGGAGAGCCAGGUUCGACUGAGCGAAAGCGUGAUUGAGUCCUAUCUUGAACGCCUGGCGAAUAUGCCCUAG
Parascedosporium putredinis is the source of this 1518-nucleotide messenger RNA. The record is from the annotation of a GenBank genome assembly. NCBI's taxonomy places the organism in Eukaryota, Fungi, Ascomycota, Sordariomycetes, Microascales, Microascaceae.